UCCAACCAUAGCGAGGGAGAGAGAUUGUGGCAAGUGGUGUGGAGUGGUGCUGCUGCUCGAACGGGUGCCAGUCGGUGGUGGAUCGUUCAGUAAGUGCCAAGCGUUGUCGCCUCCACUGAUAGCUGCUUUUUCCUCGGUCGUCGCGUCGUCGGUUGUCUAACGGUAUAUUGCGGCAAAUUGGCAGCGAGAAGCCCGCGCUAAUAAUAAUUUUAAAAAUACUAAAAAAAGUAUCUAUCAAAAAGUGGAAAAUCUCCAAUCAGAGGAUCGGAAAUCCAUAUCAAGCAUACGCCCCAAUCACCGACAAUUAACUUUGCUGAUAAAAGUGCUACGGACCGAGCGAGAGAUCGACAAGAUGCAUGUGCCAUUAUAGAAAGGAAAAAAAGGGAAGGAAAUCUUUGGAGCAGUAUCAUAGCCACUAAGCAGGUCCUGCAUUGAACCUUUGUUAUAUAUGGAAUACCGAUAACUGAUAUUAUAUAUCUUAGAGUACUGUGAACUUGAGUGUUAACUUUUAACUACAUAUAUAGAAAACCCGCUCAUACACACACACAAAGAACCUACAAAAUGGGUAAAGAUUACUAUAAAACCUUAGGGCUGCCAAAAACUGCCACCGAUGAUGAGAUCAAAAAGGCCUACAGGAAACUGGCCCUUCGCUAUCAUCCCGAUAAAAACAAAGCCGCCAAUGCCGAGGAGAAGUUCAAGGAGGUCGCCGAGGCCUAUGAGGUCCUGUCGGACAAGAGCAAGCGGGAGGUGUACGAUAAAUACGGCGAGGAUGGUCUGAAGAGUGGCGGAACACGAAAUGGCGGUCCCUCGACCAACUCUUUCACAUAUCAGUUCCAUGGAGAUCCGCGUGCCACAUUUGCCCAGUUCUUUGGCAACAGCAAUCCGUUCGCCUCGUUCUUUGACAUGGGCGACAAUCUGUUUGACAAGAACGUCUUUGAUCUGGACACGGAACCCGACUUUUUUUCAUCGCCCUUCGGUGGCAUUGGAUCCCGUCAUGGUCUCGGAAGUGCCUUUAGGCCCUCUUUCAGGUCACACUCCUUCAAUGUGCACACGCCUUUUAAGAAGGAGCAGAAGCAGGAUCCUCCGGUUGAGCAUGAUCUCUAUGUGACGCUCGAGGAGAUCUACCACGGCUGUGUUAAGAAAAUGAAAAUCUCCCGGCGCGUCGUCCAGCCCGAUGGUAGUUCCCGCAAAGAGGACAAAGUCCUGCAGAUAUCCAUCAAGCCGGGCUGGAAGUCCGGCACCAAGGUCACCUUCCAGAAGGAGGGAGACCAGGCGCCCGGCAAAAUCCCCGCCGACAUUGUGUUCAUCAUCAGGGACAAGCCCCAUGCGAUGUUCAAGCGUGAGGGCAGCGAUCUGCGCUACACGGCGAGACUGACGCUCAAACAGGCUCUGUGCGGCGUUGUCUUCCAAGUUCCUACCAUGUCCGGCGACAAGUUGCGCAUCAGCACCAUGCAGGAGAUCAUCAAGCCCAACACGGUGAAACGGAUUCAAGGAUACGGCCUGCCCUUCCCCAAGGACACCACCCGCAAGGGCGAUCUCCUGGUGGCCUUCGACAUCCAGUUCCCGGAGAAGCUGACCGCUGCCCAGAAGGAGGUGCUCAGGGACAUGUUAUGAGCGACUUGGACGACUCAAACUCUCCCAUAAGUCCGAUGGAAUCGGACUUAGUCAUCCCACAACACACACACACACACAGCACUAAAAAUCAAACCGAAUUCAUAUAUUUCUCUACGUUCUAUUCAUUGUUUAACAUCGCAUCGACGAGGUCUUUCCCCAUUUUGCUUGUUUUUUGUGUUCAGAUCUGCGCAUUUUUUACAGGAACUCUAUAUUAACAAUCGGUUUUGCUCAUUGACGUCGCGAACAUGUUUGCAUAAUAUGUAUGUAUGUUGACCAUAGUUAUUAUAUCAUUAAUUCUUAAUUUAUUUGUCUAAAUUAAAGCUACAUUUAAUAAAAAUUACACACACAUUGAAACAUGUGGAAGAAAAAACAAGCGAAUAUGAAAGAGUUUU
This is a messenger RNA of Drosophila serrata, 2006 nucleotides long. RefSeq names its product dnaJ protein homolog 1. Gene Ontology annotation, molecular function: protein-folding chaperone binding. The record is from RefSeq and is a predicted model, not a curated record. Gene Ontology annotation, cellular component: cytosol. Lineage: Eukaryota; Metazoa; Arthropoda; Insecta; Diptera; Drosophilidae.